Messenger RNA from Conger conger (European conger), 1851 nucleotides. Its product is annotated as deleted in malignant brain tumors 1 protein-like. The transcript has 10 exons. The coding region runs from base 1 to 1656 and encodes 551 amino acids. Lineage: Eukaryota; Metazoa; Chordata; Actinopteri; Anguilliformes; Congridae. Gene Ontology annotation, cellular component: membrane. The record is from RefSeq and is a predicted model, not a curated record.
AUGAGUGAUGCUGGAGUGGUGUGCAGGCAGCUGGGCUGUGGAGAUGCUCAGUGUGAGUCACGAGGAUGGGGUAAACAUCGCUGUGAUCAUGGAGAGGAUGCUGGAGUGAUCUGCUCAGAGGUCAGGCUGGUGAGCGGGACUGACCUGUGCUCUGGGAGAGUAGAGGUGCAUCAUGGGAGCUCCUGGGGCACGGUGUGUGAUGCUGACUUUGACCAGCAGGACGCAGAGGUUGUGUGCAGGGAGCUGGGCUGUGGGGCUCCUAAAGAGCUGCGCGGGGCAGCUGCAUUCGGCCAGGGCGAGGGCCAGGUGUGGGCAGAGGAGAUUCAGUGCAGAGGCAACGAAUCUCAGAUUAACUUCUGCCCCACAGCACCCUCACAGAAUCAACCCUGCUCCCAUGGAAACGAUGUGAGCCUGGUGUGUUCUGGCAGGGAGGAUGUGAGGCUGGUGAAUGGUAGCAGCCCCUGUGCUGGGAGAGUGGAGGUUUACCAUCGGGGAGAGUGGGGGACAGUGUGUGAUGAUGGCUGGGACAUGAGUGAUGCUGGGGUGGUGUGCAGACAGCUGGGCUGUGGAGAUGCUGUAGAUGCACUAGGAAAGGCUCACUUUGGACCAGGGUCUGGGAGAAUAUGGAUGGCUUAUGUGUCCUGCAGUGGAUCAGAAUCCUCACUGAAGCAGUGUGAGUCACUAGGAUGGGGUGAACAUCGCUGUAAUCAUGGAGAGGAUGCUGGAGUGAUCUGCUCAGAGGUCAGGCUGGUGGGCGGGACUGACCUGUGCUCUGGGAGAGUAGAGGUGCAUCAUGGGAGCUCCUGGGGCACGGUGUGUGAUGCUGACUUUGACCAGCAGGACGCAGAGGUUCUGUGCAGGGAGCUGGGCUGUGGGGCUCCUAAAGAGCUGCGCGGGGCAGCUGCAUUCGGCCAGGGCGAGGGCCAGGUGUGGGCAGAGGAGAUUCAGUGUAGAGGCAACGAAUCUCAGAUUAACUUCUGCCCCACAGCAGCCUCACAGAAUCAACCCUGCUCCCAUGGAAACGAUGUGAGCCUGGUGUGUUCUGGCAGGGAGGAUGUGAGGAUGGUGAAUGGUAGCAGCCCCUGUGCUGGGAGAGUGGAGGUUUACCAUCGGGGAGAGUGGGGGACAGUGUGUGAUGAUUACUGGGAAUCCUCACUGAAGCAGUGUGGAUCACUAGGAUGGGGUAAACAUGACUGUAAUCAUGGAGAGGAUGCUGGAGUGAUCUGCUCAGAGACACCCCAGGCUGUCUUGACGGUCUCUCCUCAUGGGCGGAUAUAUAGAGGACAAGCUGUCAGUCUCUCUUGUGAGGUCACAGUGCCCUCUGCUGGCUGGGAAUAUUAUUGGUACAAAGGAAAUGGAUCAAGUGGCACUGCCCUCAUUGCCAGUACAGCUGAAGGCUCGUACACCCUCAGUGCUGCAGCUCUUGCACACACCGGGGAGUACAGCUGCAGAGCAGGGAGGAGCAACCCAGUCUGGUACACAGAGUACAGUCCCCCUGUCCACAUACAGGUAACAGGCAGAGUGAUGUAUGGUCUGGUUGCUGCUCCUCUCCUGCUGGCCACCAUUGUACUGUGUGUGAAAUGGUACAGGAGACCAGGGCCGUCUAAUGAAACAGCUGUCCGCUACACUGGAGGGAAUGUGGAAAUUGCCAUGUAAAACACACAGAGGCUGGGUCCGUGUACUCAUGUGAAAUGAGAAUGAAGUCUGAGAGCUCAGGACUCUUUUUUCAUCAUUGUGAUGUUUCUCAGCUUGCAGGAGGGGAAAUUGGGGGUGCAGUCAUGGGGGCAUUUUAGGGAAUGGGAACAGGAAGAUGUUGUGUCUUUAGAGCGCAGCAUCUGUACGAUAUGAGCA